UGCCCCGCGCCACCUGUAGCGCUUUCACUUUCAUUUUUUUCUUGGAACGCGACAGGACAAAGCAGGGCCAUGGGGCCGGGGCGGGCAGGGGGCCUCCGCCUGCUGCUGCUGCUCCUGCUGCUGCUGCUGGGGGUCCUGGGCGGGGCGGCAAGAGGGCCCCGCUCCCUGCAUUAUUUCUACACUGCGGUGUCGGACCCGAGCCCGGGGCUGCCGCAGUUCGUGAUCGUGGGGUACGUGGACGGGGAGGUCUUCGUGCACUAUGACAGCGAGACCCACAGGAUGGUGCCCCGGGUGGACUGGAUGGCGGCCAACGAGGACCAGCAGUACUGGGACAGGCAGAGCGAGAUCGCCCAGAAUGAUGAGCAGAACUACCUCGUGGACCUGGACACGCUGCGGGAGCGCUACAACCAGAGCAGGGGGUCUCACACGCUGCAGUACAUGUGCGGCUGUGACCUCCUUGAGGAUGGUAGCAUCAGAGGGUUUGAGCAGCACGGCUAUGAUGGGAAGGACUUCCUCGCUUUUGACAAGGACACGCUGACGUACACUGCGGCAGAUGCUGGGGCACAAAUCACCAAGAGGAAGUGGGAGGAGGAAGGGACUGUUGCUGAGCAGACGAAGCACUACCUGGAGAACACCUGCAUUGAGUGGCUGAGGAAAUACGUGAGCUAUGGGAAGGCCAUGCUGGAGAGGAGAGAGCGCCCCGAGGUCCGAGUGUCGGGAAUGGAGGCCGACAGGAUGCUGACCUUGUCCUGCCGCGCUCACGGCUUCUACCCGCGGCCCAUCUCCAUCAGCUGGCUGAAGGACGGCGUGGUCCAGGAGCAGGAGACCCAGAGGGGGAGCACCGUGCCCAACAGUGACGGCACCUACCAUGCCUGGGCCACCAUCGAUGUCCUGCCAGGGGACAGGGACAAGUACCAGUGCCGCGUGGAGCACGCCAGCCUGCCCAAGCCUGGCCUCUUCUCGUGGGAGCCACAGUCCAACCUGAUCCCCAUUGUGGCGGGGGUGGCUGUCGCUGUCGUGGCUGUCAUCGCUGCCCUGGCUGGAUUUGCUGUCUGGAAGAGCAAGCAGGGUAAAGUGCCUGGGCGGGUGUCCUGGUUUCAGCACUGUCGUCGACUCUAUACUUCGGAAACCAUAUCUCAGAAACUAUUAGCAAUUACACCUAUUGCCUUUUUUCAUCAGGGAGUCAAUCUCUGGAGGGGACAGGGGAAGAUAUUUUCUCCUACCUGUUCACUCUCCCUUCCUCCUUCACCACCCUCUUAUCCCCCGAGCUAGUUACGGUAGCUCUCCAAGAUGUUGAAUAUCCUUGGGAUACUCAGACCAGCAUGUUCUUGUUGUUAUGUCUCCUGAAUGCGCUUCAGGUUUUGUUUAAGGUUAAACAACUACUUAGGAAUCUCAUCCGGAGAUCUGUCUUGAGGCGGGAUAUUUGCGAGUGGCAGGGAGUGUGGGAGGAUAUGGGCAGGUUUCUAGGGCAGUGGGCACCUCCAGUGUUUUGGACGUUCACCCCUGAACAACUGCAAAAUCCUAAAAAACUGGUAGAAUGCUUGAAAAAAAGGUGUCAUGACUCCGGCAGUUCCGAAGUGACACAAAUCGCUGUGGCGUGCUGGGGUCUGGCCUGUGCCUAUCGAGCUGCAAUUGAUGCUACUAUCAACCUAGUGACAGCUCCCGCAGCCGUUCCAGCUCCAGCUCCCGCAGCCGUCCCGGUUCCAGCUCCCACAGCCGUUCCAGCUCCCGCAGCCGUUCCAGCUCCAGCUCCCACAGCCGUUCCAGCUCCAGCUCCCGCAGCCGUUCCAGCUCCAGCUCCCGCAGCCGUCCCGGUUCCAGCUCCCACAGCCGUUCCAGCUCCCGCAGCCGUUCCAGCUCCAGCUCCCGCAGCCGUCCCGGUUUCGGCUCCUGCAGCCGUUCCAGCUCCCGCAGCCGUUCCAGCUCCAGCUCCCGCAGCCGUUCCAGCUCCAGCUCCCGCAGCCGUUCCAGCUCCAGCUCCUGCAGCCGUUCCAGCUCCCGCAGCCGUUCCAGCUCCAGCUCCCGCAGCCGUUCCAGCUCCCACAGCCGUUCCAGCUCCCGUAGCCGUUCCAGCUCCAGCUCCCGCAGCCGUCCCGGCACCCACAGCCGUUCCAGCUCCCGCAGCCGUUCCCACUCCUGUGGCUGGGUCAGAGAAACGAACUGUAGCAGUGCAAGUUGCCCCUGCAGAGGGUAUUCCAACCCCUGUGGCAGACCCUGUGGCUGGGUCGGAGAGGCGAGCUGUAGCAGUGCAAGUUGCCCCUGUAGAAAAGGUGAAAAAAUGGUAUAGAGACUCAGGUCGUUUAGAACGCAGAAAGUCUUCUGCUAAGUCUGGGCGUGGAGAAGACGAGGCUGGGCCAUCAAGUGUGCAGGAGGAUGAAGAUGAGGAUGAGGAUGUUGAAAAAUCAACAGUAACUACCCGAACCCUAUACCAGCGUGAGCUACGAGAUGUGCGAAAAGAUUUUGGUCGCUGUAUAGGUGAACAGCUUGUCACCUGGCUGCUCCGGUGCUGGGACACUGGAGCCAAUGGUGUGGAAUUAGAGGGCAGGGAAGCCAAGCGGUUGGGAUCCCUUGCUAGAGAUGCAAGCAUUGACAAAGCAAUUGGAGAUGGAGCACGAUCUCACAGCCUCUGGAGGCGUCUCCUGUUAGCUGUGAAGGGAAGGUAUCCCUACAAGGAAGAACUUGUAUGUCUACCAGUCAAGUGGACCACCAUGGAGAAGGGAAUCCAGUACCUGAGGGAAUUAGCCGUACGGGAAGUAAUUUAUAAGGACCUAGACGACGCACAAACAUCCACAGAUCCAGAUGACGUCCAGUGUACUCGACCCAUAUGGCGGAAGUUUGUACAUAAUGCACCAUCAACAUGGGCCAGCACAUUGGCAAUAAUAUCCUGGAAAGACGGUGAAGAUCCCACAGUGGGUGACAUGGCUAAACAACUCCGGCAGUACGAAGGAAAUCUCUCCUCUUCCCUACAGGCCUGCGUCUCGGCUGUGGAGAAACUCUCUGAAGAGUUCCACCAACUUAAAGAGAAUUUAUCUUCCCCCCCACCUGAACAAACCAGUGGCCACCAACUAAAAGAGAAUACUUUGGAGAAACUUUUUGAAGAGGUCCACCAACUUAAAGAGAAUUUAUAUUCCCCCCCACCUGAACGAACCAGUGGCCACCAACUAAAGGAGAAUACUUUGGAGAAACUUUUUGAAGAGGUCCACCAACUUAAAGAGAGUGUAUCUUCUUCCCCACCUGUACGAACCAGCGUCUCGGCUAUUAGGGGUAAACGCGCAUCCGUGCAAAGAAGACAAUAUGGUUGGUACACACCCCGCGCCACCCUGUGGUUCUACCUACGUGACCAUGGAGAGGACAUGAGAAAAUGGGAUGGAAAAUCUACUGAGACCCUAGAGGCACGGGUACGUGAGUUACAAAAGAAAACAAUCGGGAGAAAGGGGUUCUCUGAAAAGUUUGCUGCUCCAACUUCUAGCAGGCAGUCUUUUAAACACAGAAACGAAGAUUCUGACCAGGACUAGAGGGGCCCUGCCUCCAGUCAGGGGGAGGAAAGGGACAACCGAGUUUAUUGGACUGUGUGGAUUCGAUGGCCUGGCACGUCUGACGCACAGAAGUAUAAGGCUUUAGUAGACACCGGUGCACAAUGUACUCUAAUGCCAUCAAGCUGUAAAGGGCCAGAGCCCAUCUGUAUUUAUGGCGUGACAGGGGGAUCCCAGCAGUUAACUGUAUUGGAAGCUGAAGUGAGUCUAACUGGAAAUGAGUGGCAAAAGCACCGUAUUGUGACUGGCCCGGAUGCUCCGUGCAUCCUUGGCAUAGACUAUCUUAGAAGAGGAUAUUUCAAGGACCCAAAAGGGUUCCGCUGGGCUUUUGGCAUAGCUGCCUUAGAGACAGAGGACAUUAAACAGUUGUCUACCUUGCCCGGUCUCUCAGAGGACCCUUCUGUUGUGGGGCUGCUGAGGGUUGAAGAACAGCAAGUGCCAAUCGCUACCACAACUGUGCACCGGCGGCAAUAUCGCACCAACCGAGACUCCCUGAUUCCCAUCCACGAGCUAAUUCGUCAACUGGAGAGCCAAGGAGUGAUCAGCAAGACUCAUUCACCUUUUAAUAGUCCCAUAUGGCCAGUGCGAAAGUCUAAUGGUGAGUGGAGACUAACAGUGGACUAUCGUGGCCUGAACGAACACUGACAAGGGCUGGGGAAAAAAAGGGAAAUAAGGCUUCCAGGGGACAGGGAGAUAUCCCCGGGGCAGUGAAAUGAUAAAAAAUAAAUUGAUUAAGUGCUGUGCAUUAAUCUGGACAAAGGAACCAGCCUGCUCCACCAGAGGCCCCUCCACAGGCCGCAGGGGAACUUCUGCUGUGUGCCUGGAGCACCUCCUGUCCUCCUUCUGCGCUGACCUUGGGGUCUGCAGGGCUGCUUCCCACUCCUCGCUCCAUCUAGGCACCCCUUGGCAGGCAGGUCUGCCACCUGCCCCAGGGGACAGGCCUGGGCACUUCCAGCAGCCUGAAGUCUGCAGGGCAGCCUCACCUCUCAGCAGCUCCGUCUAGGUGGAGGCAUCGGCCACCACUGGGGCAGAUGGUGCAGAGCACACAGACGGAGCGAAAGCCUCUGCCCAGAGGUGAGUGCCCACCAUUUUGCCUUGAGGAUUGGCGAGGCACGCACUAUUGGCCUGUGCAGGACCGGGUGCGUAGUGCAGGUGUUCCUGGUGCCUCCCACCCUCAUGGGGCACCCUCAUGGGGUGCCCUCCCUGUGUUCUCCUGCACCAAUGGCCAUGCCAGGCCCAGCUGAGGUGCCACACACAACCCACCAUGUUGGCCACGCUCCCUCGGGGCUGCUCAGGGGGCACUCAGGGGUGGCCACCCUCACUGCUGGACCUGCCCAUGGCUCAUCGGCUGCUUUGGAGGAGCUGCUGUCCCUGGGCCUUUCUCUGUGCUCUCCUGGGGCUUCCCCAGCUCAGGAAACCCCCUGUAGGCUGCGGUGAGUCAAGGAACAUCUGCUGGGUUGGCAAGGGGAGACGUUGCAGAAGAUUUUGAGUGUAGUGGUAGUUGUUUAUGACGGGCAAGAGGAAAUGGAGAAGGUGGACACAACGAAUUCACAAAAGAGAACCGAGGAACAGGAGGGUAAUUUAUGGGCAGCAAUGCUCAUGAGGAGUUUGCAGGCUAGAGGAGGAAAUAGAGGAGUCCGAGGAAGGGGAAAGUCAGACCCUGGACUGGGUCAAGAAACAUGGACUGGAUAAAGGGAGAGGAAUAAUAGGGGAGAAAGCAGAGAAUGCUACUGCUGUGGGAACAUGGGGCUGGAUUUUACAGACUGUGGAUACCAGAACUGGGGGAACUGACUACACCUGUAACUGAGGGCACCAAGGAUGAGGAAAUAGAACCUAUCUCCUGGGAAGUGGAAGGGGAAAAGGCAUUCAAAGCUGUAAAAGAUGCUUUAACAUCUGCCCCUACACUGGGGCUCCCAGAUUACUCAAAACCUUUUUGAUUUAUAUGCCCAGAGGCAGGGUCCGGCACACGCUCUUGUUCCUGCAGUCAGUGGCUGCCCAUCUCUCCCAUUCGUCCAGAUCCCUCUGCAAGGCCUCUCCACCCUUGAUGGAAUCCACAGAUCCUCCCAGUUCAGUGUCAUUAUCAACAACUUGAUUGACAACUGUAUUGAUCAGUUUAUGAAUGCCAUAUCUCAAGUGGACAAUGCAAUAGAUUGCUGGCAUUGUCAAAAAAAAAAAAAAACAACAAAAAACACACACCGCUGGAUACUGAAUUCUGGAGCUUUGCAAAACCAGUCCAUGAAACAUUUUGAUAUCAACCCAAGUCAUCAUACUUAUUCCCUGAUACUCUAAAUUAUCAGCCACAGCCUUACCCAGUGUGCAAUGAGCCUAUCCACACACUAGGUCGAGAUAUUGUCUAUUUCAGAAUUGCGCAAGUGCCAGCUGGUUUCUUGCUAAACUGGCACACCUAAGGAUUUUCUGUGCCACACUUUAUACAAUCUCUUAUCACUACAUGUACAUGUUAGCACAAUCUUCUAAUUUCUAAUUGGUUACAAAAUGAGCAUACUGCCAAUUUGACAAAAUCAUUCUAUGCAUCCUCAGAGGGGAAGGGUCUCUUUUUGGGCUGGGGUCUCUCAGCCUAGGGCCAUGAUUUUUACUAUUCUAAUGAGGAUAGUUCUCAUUAGUAUUAGAGCAUUAGAAACUCAUACCUUUGUUUUUCAGCCAAGUAUUUCUAAAAAGUUGAUUAGUAGCACAUCCAGUAGUGUAUGUGUUGAUGUUUCCUUACCAAAUGGUCUUUCUGAUUAAGUAGUUUUUUUAUGAAUCAUCCUUUAGAUAUCCUCAAGGCCUGGAUCAUCUUGCCCUUGCCUUGAAGUACAUAUUUUACAGCUUUUACCACAAAACAAAUUUAACAAUGCAAACUUAAAUUGUUACUGGCGUCAAUAUGAUUAGGCCCCAUGGUGCAUUACAAUGCACCAGCAAUUCGGUAUGGGUGGGAAUAACAAGCCGUUGUUAUAACAGAUCUGAAAACCUCAUCGGCCUGUGACAACAAAUCAGCAAUUACCAUCGAAGGUGCUUUCAAUGGUUUGAAGUCCUGGAAUCUUACAUGGAAUGUCAGCAAUAAAAAUUGCCAAAGAUGCUCGAA
This is a messenger RNA of Cygnus atratus (black swan), 6612 nucleotides long. Its product is annotated as class I histocompatibility antigen, F10 alpha chain-like. Gene Ontology annotation, biological process: immune response. Bases 70 to 1272 code for a protein of 400 amino acids. The record is from RefSeq and is a predicted model, not a curated record. Lineage: Eukaryota; Metazoa; Chordata; Aves; Anseriformes; Anatidae. The transcript has 6 exons. Gene Ontology annotation, cellular component: external side of plasma membrane.